UUGUUGUUAAUGAUUAUGACACCCACGGAAUAACUAAAUUUUCCUUUAUAUAUGGUUUUGUCUCCAAGGUUUUAGCAGAAGAAGAGAGUUGUUUCUGAUUUUGUUUUAAGGAGUAGCCAAGGAUGGGAAUUUUGAAGAAAAAAGAAAGACCUUUGCCCAUUUCCAAAGGUUGUGAAGUAGAAGCCUCUCCUGGAGAAGAUGGGUUCCAAGGUUCUUGGUUUAGAGCUAUCCUCGAGCAAGAUCCGGAGAAAGUGAAAGAGGAAAAGCUUCGGGUCUGUUACAAAACUUUGCUCGAUGAAGACGGUGUAAAGCAUUGCAGGGAAUAUGUUGAAAGAUGUUUCAUUAGACCCGUCCCGCCAGAGUGUCCGAACGAAGGAGUCGAAUUCAAGGAAGGGGUGGUGGUGGAUGCUUAUCUCAAUGAUGGAUGGUGGAAUGGUGUUAUCGUAGGUGAAGAGGCAGAUGGAAGUUUUUUGGUUUACUUUGAUCAUCCACCAGACAUAUUAAAAUUCGACAAAACCCAACUGAGACCUCAUCAUCAUUGGACCGGCUUUACAUGGCAGAAAGAAAAAGACAGGGAAGUAAGUAAAGACAUGUUUAGCACAGUGAAAUUGGUGGAAGUGACUCGUACGAUUGGUAAAAAGGAAAAUGUUUGGGUCCAAUCAUUAGUAGUUAAAGAGAUUCAAGGGGGUGAUAAAAGAGAAUUUUUGGUUAAGAAAUAUUUGGGUCCAAGCUCACAGCAUUUGAGUGAUGGUGAGGAAGAGAAAUGUACAGCAGUUGACAUUUGCAAAAUCAGGCCAUCUCGUCCUCUUAAUCUCUGUGCAGAGUACGAGUUGCUAAACAUUGUUGAAGUGUUUGUUGGAUAUGGUUGGCGCAAAGGUGUAGUGAGGGAAGUUGACAUAGACAACAACUACAAAGUGUGUUUCGAGGACACAAAAGAAGAGGCGGUUUUUAAAAACUCUGACAUUAGGCGGUUCAUGGAGUGGCAAAACAAUGUUUGGGUUGAAGCACAUAUGAAAGGAUUUGAAAACGAAGACAAUGCAAAUGUUCCUACCCCAGCCAUAAGCUCUGACGUGACGCCUCGAGAUACCCUGAACAAGAAUCAUGAAAUGGAUAAUGGUACAACAAUUGAUGCUGAGCCCCCAAUAGGUGAAAGGAUGAGUACUUCUGCUGAUAAAAUUUUCUUGCCAAAAAGAAUGUUCGAACCUGGUUCAGAGAAAGGAGUUUUGCAACGAGUCAAUAAGCAUUGCACCCUUAAGUAUGUUGCUAUUGUUAAAGAGGCUUUGGGCAGUGAUUUCAAGAAGAUUGAAGAUUCGUUCUUAGGCCCUAUAAUUCAGAUGGGGAUGAGGAAUAGCGCUAUGGUGUUUUCAAGGAAUCUGAUCCAUGAGUUGCUUCUUAGGAGAAUUAAAGUAGGCAAGAAGACUUUAUGGUUUUCUUUUGGAGAACAGUUGAUGCGGUUUUCUCUACGAGAAUUCCAUUUGGCAACAGGUCUACCUUGCCUUGUUGGCGAAGAAGAAAAAGAAGAAGAGGCUUCAGCAACGAAAAAUAAGAAGAAGGAUCCAUGGAUGGUGAAGAAUCAUACUGUGAAGACCUUGGUUAAACUAUUUGUUAAAAAUAGUAAGGAAUUUACAGCUAACCAGAAGCUGAGAUUAGGAGCUACUAUCCUUGUGGAAUCGAUAUUGAUAGCCAACAAUCCAGUUAAUAUAAUACCCGUUGAGAGACUGCUGAGAGCUAGAAACUUUGAAGAGUUCUGCAAGUAUCCCUGGGGGAAUGAAACCUAUGAAGCUCUACGUGCUGCAGUGGAGAAGAUUGAAGCUACAGAUUUGGUGAAGGUGCAAUAUGGAAUUUCUGGGUUUAUAUAUGCCAUUCAGCUUUGGGCUUUGUCUUCUGUGGAUCAACUUGGCUCAUUUUUUGGUGAUGAAGAUGAAGAAACUCAGUUUCCAUUGUGCUUGCAUUGGAUAGGAACAAAAUCGCCUACUUUGGAUGAGGUGACCAAAAUUGCUGGAAACAAAAAGGUUGUUGCCAAAUGCAUCCUUGGAGAUCAGGAAUUGCAUAGCAACUUGGUUGAAGAAGAUGUCGACACUGAGUUUGGAAAAGUUGUUGAUCUUGUCAAGAGAGGAUAUCGUUUGAAGAGACAAGAUUGGCGUAGUGGAAGUGUCAACAUUGCUGUUGCGGAAGCUGAGAUAGAGGAAAACAAUUAUGGUCCAGGGAGUGAUGCAACUGAUAAAGAGAAGAUUGAAUUCCUCACCAAGCAGCUAGAGAUUUAUAAAAAAAAAGUGGAGAAGCUUGAAGAUCGUCUGGGCAUUCGUCGAGAAACCGAGAAGGAAACUGAUGAGUUUCAUGAGACUCCUCAAGGUGCCACAAAAACCAAGGAAAAUGAUAAGCAUCAGGAAAGGGAAUUGGAGGAGAAUGAAUGUUUGCAGUCUUUCUUUGAUUCCAUAAGGCAACAAGUUUCUAAGAAAAAGACUCAAGAUAAAGAAGAACAACUAGUGGAUAAUGAUGCAGAUGACAGUGAAAAAGAACGAGAAACUUCAAAAGACAAAGAAGUAAGUUAA
This is a messenger RNA of Raphanus sativus (radish), 2552 nucleotides long. RefSeq lists its product as uncharacterized. The transcript is spliced from 9 exons. The coding region runs from base 123 to 2552 and encodes 809 amino acids. The record is from RefSeq and is a predicted model, not a curated record. NCBI's taxonomy places the organism in Eukaryota, Viridiplantae, Streptophyta, Magnoliopsida, Brassicales, Brassicaceae.